Messenger RNA from Penicillium macrosclerotiorum, 1824 nucleotides. Its product is annotated as serine hydrolase domain-containing protein. Lineage: Eukaryota; Fungi; Ascomycota; Eurotiomycetes; Eurotiales; Aspergillaceae. The transcript has a single exon. The record is from RefSeq and is a predicted model, not a curated record. The coding region runs from base 1 to 1824 and encodes 607 amino acids.
AUGCAACUAAGCCAUGCUUUGGGUAUUUGGCUACUAUAUGCUACCACCGCUACAGCGGACUUUCUGGGGCCCACAUAUCCCGCCCCGGUUGACCUGACUAGUAGUGACAGUCUGGUGUCCGCUGCCUGGAAGAAUCUCACCGCGACCUUCGACGCCUAUCUGCAACGGCAUGUUCAAAACAAACUCACGACGCCACUCGCUGGCGUGGAAAACAUAACCUUCUCCACGGGACUAUUGUCCAUUCACGAUCUCAAAGCACAGACGCUCCAAUAUCAUUACACUAGCCCCGAAAUUGCCGGCGCAACGAAUGGUACCCAUAAGGUCAAUGGCGACUCCAUCUACCGCAUCGCUAGUGCCAGUAAAUUGUUCACUGUCUACGCAGGGAUGCUUGCUCUCACUGAGGAGCAAUGGCACCGUCCGCUCACCGAGAUCAAUCCUGCCUUUUCCAAGGUCGCGGAACAAGGGGAUAAAGAUCCCGCCUGGAAAAUUGAAUGGGAAAAGAUUACUCCGUGGGCAUUGGCCUCUCAAAGCUCCGGGAUUCCGCGUGAGGGAUGGCCAGCAGGUGAUAGUUUAUACAACUAUACUGUCUACGAGGCUUACAACAUUUCCGCCCAGAACCCGGUCACAGCUUGGGGAGUGCCUCCUGUCGACAUACUCGGCCUGGGGAAAUGCUGGAAUAUCUCGGCUGUCUGCGAUGGCCAGAAUGCCAUCCGCGCAGUCCGCUCCCAGCCGCCUGUCUUCCUCCCCUGGGCUGAAGCAAUGUAUGCGAAUGAUAACUUCAUGAUGCUCGGCCUUAUGAUCUCCAAUCUGACCGGCCACAAGAUGGAAGACAUCUACCAGGAUGAGCUCUUUCGGCCGCUGCAUCUCACCUCCACGUCCGCGACAGAGCCUACCAACCCCGCCGACUUCGCUCGCUCGGUCAUUGUUGGGAAUCCCAGCCUCGGCUUCUUAGGCAAUACGCCUCUUACCAUCCCUUCUGGGGGCCUCUACUCUACUUUCCAUGACCUCGCCAAAUUCGGCUCAUCCAUUCUCAACAACACCCUCCUCCCAGACAACACGACUCGCAAGUGGAUGCGCCCCCAAACCCACACCGCAAGCCUGACGUACUCCAUCGGCGCCCCCUGGGAAAUACUUCGCUAUAUUCAUCCCGAUACCGGCAAGAUAACUGACCUAUAUACGAAGCUCGGCGAUUCCGGCUGGUACGGCUCAAAUAUCGUACUGAUCCCAUCUUACGGCGCCGGUUUCACUAUCCUGAACGCCGGCACCGCCGCCGGCCGCGGCGAACUCUCCAACAUCAUCCUCGACUACAUCGUCACCAGCAUUCUCCCUGCCCUCGAAGCACAAGCCGCCCGUGAAGCUAUCACCAACUACGUCGGGACCUACGUAUCCACCAACCCGAGCCUCAACUCCUCCCUCACCAUUGCGUUCAACCAGUCCGACGUCAUCACCUCCAAGUCCGGUCUCAGCAUCACCGAGUGGAUCUCCAACGGCACAAAUGUGAUGUCCUCCAGUCUUCUCGGCGCACGCCCACGCCUCCUCCCCAGUAUUUCGAAACAGACCUCGCCCGGCCAGCCAGGCCAGGUCGCUUUCCAGGCGAGCUUUAACAAGCAACUAUCAACAUAUUUCUCCCCUGGUGCCGCGAAGACCGGCGCCAUUGGCCCGUUUACCGGUCAGUAUAUGACGAACUAUGACUGGUUGUCGGCAGAUGCAACGCAUUAUGCGGGUCUGCCGGCUUAUUUGCUUGUGUUUGAUGUUGAUGGGAACGGCAAGGCAACCGCUGUCAGCCCGGCGGCUAUGAGGGCGAAGUAUGAACGGAAGAAGUAG